Neltuma alba is the source of this 4074-nucleotide messenger RNA. Its product is annotated as BAG family molecular chaperone regulator 6. The transcript has 3 exons. The coding region runs from base 287 to 3925 and encodes 1212 amino acids. The record is from RefSeq and is a predicted model, not a curated record. Gene Ontology annotation, cellular component: plasmodesma. Gene Ontology annotation, biological process: protein folding. Gene Ontology annotation, molecular function: protein-folding chaperone binding. Lineage: Eukaryota; Viridiplantae; Streptophyta; Magnoliopsida; Fabales; Fabaceae.
AAUAUAAAGGACGGAUUUUUGUUCCGUUUCUACUAUCAAACAAAAGUUUCACAAACAGCUUUGAUCGUUUCUAUAAACAGCGCUACCAAAUUUUGAUUCGUGACUUCUGGUUGGUGGAUAGAUUCUGCAUCGAUAACUAAGUCAUUUGGAUCGUGUGGAACCGUGUGGCUGGUGCUUUCCCAACUGCUUUGUUGUUUGAUUUCCAGGAAAAUACGAGUUUGUGCUUUACUUAUUUCAUCAAUUGAACGGAUUAGCAGCCUUAAGUGAAUAAACCUGAGAGAACAUAAUGCCUGCAUAUAGGAUGGACUCACCCCCCUAUCAGCGAAACCAUAUGGCAUUCCCUCGUUAUUAUCAACCUGUUAUGGAGGGAAUUACCCCUCAAAUGAACAUGGAUCCGCCCAAAUCCGCCUCAACUUAUGAAAAAGCUUGGCCUUGUAUUGGUGGCCAUAGUUACCCUACUCCGAUGCAAUUUUGUUGUGGUGGCCACCAUAGAUUCCCAGGUUACUGGCCCUACGCACCAGCCUAUCCUCAUGUCCCAACUUCGUUGCCAGUGUCCUUUUCUGGAGGCUAUCCUGCAUGCCCAGAACCUUUCUAUGUUCCUUAUGCCCCUCCACCACACUAUACUAUGGAUGUGCCUAGAUAUGAAUAUGAUAAAUGCAUGCCCAGAGAGUAUCAUUGUUGCGGGUGUCCUAACCAUCCUUUGAGCCACAUUGAAGGAAAUGGCGUGAAGAUUGAAGAGCAUGAACCUGAUGCUGAAAAGAAAGUGAAUAAUGUCGUGUAUCCAUUUCAGUUGAAGAAUCAUCCAUGUCCGUUUGUAUGGAUGCCACCCCAGUACAUGGACAAUAGAGAGCUUGUAAAGCCUGAGGCAACAGAAGUGGGUGAUCAGCUUGAUAAAAAGCCUUCUGAGGAUGCUAGGGAUGAUGGACAGGAGCCUAAAUCGUGGAACGGAUGGUUCCCAUUUGACAUUAAUAGUCUUGCAACCACAAUCCAGGAUGGCAAUGGGAGGAAAAACAGGAACUGGCAGAUUGAUAAUAGCAUGACACCGGCUGAGGGUGGAAAAACAAAUCGAAAUCAGCAAAGUGAAAAAAAUAGAAGAGAAAUCCCAUUUCCUGUCAUUUGGAUUCCUAACUACAAUGUGCAGGAAGGUGAAGGGACGAAAGAUCAACAGACCACUUCACCAAAUUCUGUUAAAAAUUUGCCUUGUGUGCUCAAUUCUGCUCCAAUAUUUUCUUGUCCUAAUGGUGAUGCUUCAGACAGAAACAAUGUGAAUGGAAGUGAUUUGAAGGUGGGGGAUCGUGAAGAGAAUAUCCCUAUCAAGCAAAUGGAACUGCAAAGAAGUGAACCUGAGAGCCAUGAAAAGAGAGUAAGAGAUAUUCCUGUAAAGCAAGUAGAAGGAGAUGUGACUGGGAAGGAGACUGAAAGCAGUGUGAAAAGACAAUCCGGUUCUCCAAAGAAAACAUCGAAACUGCCUCCGGUUUGUCUGAGAGUUGACCCACUCCCAAUGAAAAAAAAUAGUAAUGGAACUUCAAGAUCCCCAAGUCCCUCAAAGAAAGGUUCUGUAACAUCUACAAAUGGAACAUCCAAGUCAUCUACUUCAUCUAGCAUGUAUGACAAGGCUUUGGCCAAUGUAGAGUGUCAACGGGCGUCAAACGUAACUGCAGAACCUAAGCCAAAAGAGCGAACUAUUGAGGUGGUGGAGAUGUCUCGUGAAAAGAAAGAUGACGAGCAGAGGGAUAGAUCUGAGAGCCAUGGUUUGAUCCAGGCAGAUGCGAAACUCCAUAAAGAUUCAAACACCACUGAGGACGGGAAGCCAAUCAAGGAAAGCACUAAAGUAUUGGAGAAAUCAAGUGAAAAGAAACUUGAGGAUCGUAUCGGUGGUACUCAGAGUCAAGUAACAUCCAACACUAAUACUGAAGUCCAUAAAAACAGUUCUGCAUUAACGAGCAUGGGAGAUAGCUGGACAAAUGGCGAGAAGGUUAAUGAAAAUGAAACAGAAAGAAAGGCAGAUGAUAUGAUUAAAGAGGAAGCAAUUGAAGUAAUGGAUGUAAAAGAGAGAAAGGUUGUGUCAGAUGCAGAAGCUGCUGUUUUGAUACAAGCUGCUUAUCGUGGUUUCCAAAUGAGGAAAUGGGAACCAUUGAAAAAAUUAAAGCAGAUAGCAGAAAUCAGUAAGCAUUUGGCUGAUGUUAGGGGCAGUAUCCAAGCUUUAGAGGCAUCUUCCAACAAACAAAUCGAUGAGAGGGAAAAAGUCACGAUUGGAGAGACCAUAAUGAGACUCUUGUUAAAGUUGGAUACUAUACAGGGCCUACAUCCAAGUUUUAGGGAGAUGAGAAAAUCCCUUGCAAGAGAGCUCACUUCCUUACAAGAGAAGCUGGAUUCUGUUGUUGUCAAAAAAUCUCAGCUGUGCAUAGAGGACCCAUCUAUCGGGAAGCUCAUGACUCCCCCAGUUGGCUCAAAUGGAGAAUGCAUGCAAGAGCAACAAGAGAAAGUUCCAAUGUCAGGAAAGUAUUCUUCUGACAGCAUUAUUCAAGAAAGCCAUGGUUCGAUGGAGCAACAAGCAGGAGUAAUUGCAGCAUCUGGGAAUUCUUCCGGCAGCAUUGUUCAUGUAUGUCAUGAUAUGCUAGAGCGGGGUCAAGAUCAGCUCUCAUUUAAGAAUGAUAAUCCUAGCCAUGAUAAUGAGAAGUUACAAUCUGUCGUUCACGGUUUACCUUUUGAGGAUGGCAAGUCUAGAUUCAGCUCACCAAUUGAGCAAGCAUUCAAUGAGAAACCGGAGUUAUUGCCACAAGAAACGGUUGAUGAGGCUUUCAACAAAUUAAGUAAAGAUGAGGCAUCUGGUUGCGAUAUUUCUGAGGUGCAACCCAAAAUCAAAUCUGAGUUGGAAGGCAUUCCCGAUGAGGUUAAUGAGGUGGACAUGAAAGCUUGGGAAGAAUUGCCUCGAGGAGUAAUUGAUGAUUUAGAGGUUGAUAAUAUUAAUUUUAGGAAGGACAAGGAAAAUGAAAUUGAAGGGGAAGAAGAGCCACAAAUUUCGCAAGUUAUUAAUGUUUUAGGAGACAAUUUUGCACAAAAUGAAGAAUCUUCGAAGAUGCAUGAAAUGGAGGAGCUGCCAGUUGGCUUAUUUGGUGGUGGUGGUGGUGAUGAUAUGACCAAUUCUGACAAGCAUGAAGAAAGCAGAACUUUCACACAAGUCCUCCAAAGUGGAGAAAAGGAAUGUAAUCCAGCUCUAAUAACCCAUUCUUCUUUAGUAGAUGAUAUGUCUAAAGAAGCUCAAGUCAUUCAGCUGCAUCAGAAACUAGAAGAUCAAAAAGAGAAUCAAUCUAAUGGAGAAUCAGAUGACUGGGUAAAAGUUGAGUAUGAGCAGGAGGGACUCAAAGGGGAUGUGCCAGAGAAUGCGAAGGUUGAAAGUGGGUCAAGCGUGGAAAAUGAUGAGCAAUAUGUGACAGCAGCAUUCCCAGAAAAUGAUGGGCACGGAGUAGCCAAGGAAGAUGCAUGCUUGGAAGUAAAUGAAGUAAGUGUUAGGGAAACACCAGAGGAAAAGGUUGCGGUCAAGGAGGCUCAACCUGAGCAGGAAAUUAAGGUUGAUGCUGAGAACAAAGAAGGUUUGUCAGAGGAAACGUGUGAACAGCGUGUGGCAUCACCUCUUUUAAGAGAUGUGCACCCUCCCAAGCAAGAUGGAGAAAUGGAUACUGAUAAGAACUUAUUGGAGGAGAAUGAGAAGUUAAGGAAGAUGAUGCAAAAGUUGCUUGAAGCUGGGAACGAACAAUUAACUAUAAUAUCUAAUUUGACAGAAAGGGUGAAAGAUUUGGAGAAGAAAUUGGCCAAGAAGAAGAGAGUGAAGACAAUGCAUCGCAGGCCCGCAACUUCCAAGCCAUCUUUCAAGAAAUCACCAAAUAAUCAGAUACAAGAGAGGAUUACUAGGGUCACAGUGUAAUCUUAAAGGUAAAUCUUCCCUGUAGAUGAACAUAACAUAUAAGAGGGGGUGUGAGUUUCGUUGUGCUGAUAAAUAUGUAAUGUUCUUUUGUGCAUAAAAUGUGAAGUCUUUGUUCUUGCAUUUCAAUUUAUGUUUCAGUUUCGAUAGAU